Molecule: messenger RNA, 1078 nt
Organism: Rana temporaria (common frog)
Lineage: Eukaryota; Metazoa; Chordata; Amphibia; Anura; Ranidae
Product: receptor-transporting protein 3-like
Exons: 3
Coding region: 138-731 (197 amino acids)
Biological process (GO): protein targeting to membrane; detection of chemical stimulus involved in sensory perception of bitter taste; protein insertion into membrane
Molecular function (GO): olfactory receptor binding
Source: RefSeq, a predicted model, not a curated record
AUGAUAGGAGGGAGGAGAUUCUGGAAUGAUGAUGCUUAAGCCUAUUAUAAAUACCAGCUGAUAUUCUGGUGUGUAUGUACCAUUCCUAAACAUCAGACGGGAAGAAAACAAGAGAAAUUACUUUGAAAGAAGUGAAAAUGGGUGUGGCAGUGUGGAAAGAAGAAUUUGUGAAUAAGAUUAAGGAAGCAGACAUUGAAGAUGGGUGGAAACUCGUAGUUGAUGAAAAUCUUCUAAAGGGGGAUAGAGGACUGUAUUAUACACAGAACACCUUUGCUGGAUUUAAUUGCUCAAAGUGUAGACACCACUGGAAAUCAUCAAAGGUGUAUAUAUUAUUCAUGAUGAACCAAAAUAAAACCUUCAAACAUGGAACUGUAAAAAUGAGGAUUUUCAGGCAGGAAUGUAAAACCUGCGCUGCUGACGUAUUCGAAAUCCCCAAAAUCACACAUGAAAAUAUUAAAAGAGUUGUCAGCAAUGUGGUCACUAAAAUCCAGAAGAAAUUUUAUAGCAUGCAUGAUCCAAAUGAAGAUUUGAGACCAGAAUCAUUUGGGAGGUCGGAAGGUCCACAUGAUAAAGAACAUUGUGAAGCCUGCAAAUAUAAUUUAUGUGGCUCGCAGGUGCAGUCUGGCGAAUAUCAAAAGGAACUGGAACCCCAAGGAGUAUAUUCAUCUAAUGCUUUAACGCGUUUAGCUAUGGAUCUUGGAAGAUUAACACUAAAUAACAAAAUAAAAUAAAAAAUAAAUACAGCACCCUCUAAAAGAAUGUAUCUUACAAAGUAACGCCGAUAUAUAAUCACACAAUGUGCAAUUUUUGUUGUUCAACUACUGCUGUUCUGUAUUGUAUAUUAAAACACACAUAUUCUACUGUACAUUGUGAAACGCUUGUUAACCGCGUUACUCGCAAUCCGAGGUUCCACUGUAUUUAAAAUGAAUGGGAUGUAGGUAGGUCCAACUCCAUGGAGCUUUGUUUAGUUUUGGUAUAAGUGGGGAAAUGUUAUAACCUCUGUGAGGUUUUGUACAUUCUGUUGGACUUAUGGAAAGAAAAUAAUUUGACAUCAGUAAAAGUCACCUUCCUGACAAUU